AUGACGCAAGUCCCACCACUCCCCGUCGAGAUUCAACAUCUUAUCAUGAGCUACCUGCCACCAAAAUCACUUUUCCAAACGGCCCUUGCCAGCAGGCAAACCUGGGAGCUCGUGAAGAAUUGUCGACUCAAAUACUUUGAAGAACUGCUAAUCCUCAGAGACACUUCCGUUUCCCUUGUACCCAUGGCAAGCGGUUGGGAAAUUGAGGUCUUACACAUUGAAGCUCCCCAGACGCUUCAGAUGCUGUUCAGUCACGCCACCCUCGAAAGACUCCGACUUGGCAGCGAUUUUUACUUCACGGGCAUGAAGGCGAGGAACCUGGAAAUCGAUUCAGAUAACACGAGGCCGGAUGUUGAUCUAUUGCAAAUAUUUCAACCGAACGGGAAGUAUAAUUCGAUCCGCGUGGCCGGACUCGAAAAUCCGAGCCUGGAAUUCAUCGAAUACAUCAAUGAGAAUUCACGAGGAUUCGAGGUGGAUAGAGUGCCGCAAUUCCAGAGCUACCUGGGGAUAAGGACCGAGUUUCUGGAAUUCCGAGCCCAUCCGGAUGAGGAGCCAGCGGACCGGCUACCUUGUGUCUACAUGCGGGAUUGGGUGGAUGGGAAGCGUGACUUUACACGAUGUCGAUUCAUCGGAUGGCCAUACGAGAUUAUGAUGGAUAUGAUAAUG
Mesorhabditis spiculigera is the source of this 666-nucleotide messenger RNA. Lineage: Eukaryota; Metazoa; Nematoda; Chromadorea; Rhabditida; Rhabditidae. The record is from the annotation of a GenBank genome assembly.